This is a messenger RNA of Pollicipes pollicipes, 492 nucleotides long. Its product is annotated as cuticle protein 7-like. Lineage: Eukaryota; Metazoa; Arthropoda; Thecostraca; Pollicipedomorpha; Pollicipedidae. The transcript has 3 exons. Bases 1 to 492 code for a protein of 163 amino acids. Gene Ontology annotation, cellular component: extracellular matrix. The record is from RefSeq and is a predicted model, not a curated record.
AUGCAUUUCAGUGGGUAUAACGAACUACAUUUCCACCUUCAGGUCUUUGUUCUCGUCGCCGCCCUGGCGGCUGCCGUCGCCGCUGCCCCGGCUCCCGAUGCCCCGUCAUACCACCCGGAGUACCAGUACAAGGAGCCCAAGCCGUUCGCAUACGACUACUUCGUCAGCGACCACUACACGGGCACCAACUUUGUCAAGAAGGAGGAGAGCGAUGGCCACAACACCCAGGGAUAUUACUCGGUGGCUCUGCCAGACGGCCGCAUCCAGCACGUGAAGUACGUCGUCGACAAGUACGGCGGCUACAACGCUGAGGUCACCUACGAGGGAGAGGCCCAGUACCCCGAGCCCGCCCCGGCCUACAAGCCGGCCUCUCACCAUCCAGAGCCUAAGUACAAUGAGGAGGCCAAGCCUUUCGCUUACGACUACGCCGUCAACGACCACUACUCGGGAGCCAACUUCGCCAACAAGGAGGAGACAUUCUCCCUCAAAUGA